This is a messenger RNA of Nyctereutes procyonoides (raccoon dog), 2697 nucleotides long. It is a transcript of the gene HDAC11, whose product is annotated as histone deacetylase 11. The transcript is spliced from 10 exons. The record is from RefSeq and is a predicted model, not a curated record. Gene Ontology annotation, molecular function: histone deacetylase activity. The coding region runs from base 188 to 1147 and encodes 319 amino acids. Lineage: Eukaryota; Metazoa; Chordata; Mammalia; Carnivora; Canidae.
CGCGGGGUGGGGCGCCGGUCCAAGCCCCCGGGGCUCCCAGGGGUCCCUGUGGGCGGGAGCACGAGUGCGCGGGCUACCGGGCGGGCCCGCCAGGUGCGAGCCCAGGCCACACACAACUCAGCUGUACCAGCAUGUGCCGGAGACCCGCUGGCCCAUCGUGUAUUCACCACGCUACAACAUAACCUUCAUGGGCCUGGAGAAACUGCACCCCUUUGACGCGGGGAAAUGGGGCAAGGUGAUCAGCUUCCUAAAAGAAGAGAAGCUUCUGUCAGAUGGCAUGCUGGUGGAGGCACGGGAGGCUUCGGAUGAGGACCUGCUGGUGGUGCACACAAGACGCUAUCUCAAUGAAUUGAAGUGGUCCUUCGCUGUUGCGACCAUCACAGAGAUCCCCCCUGUCAUCUUCCUCCCGAACUUCCUUGUGCAGAGGAAGGUGCUGAAGCCCCUUCGGACCCAAACAGGAGGAACCAUCAUGGCAGGGAAGCUGGCCAUGGAGCGAGGCUGGGCCAUCAAUGUGGGUGGAGGCUUCCACCACUGCUCCAGUGACCGGGGCGGGGGCUUCUGCGCCUAUGCGGACAUCACACUGGCCAUCAAGUUUUUGUUCGAGCGAGUGGAGGGCAUCUCCAGAGCCACCAUCGUUGAUCUUGAUGCCCAUCAGGGCAAUGGACAUGAACGGGACUUCAUGGGUGACAAGCGUGUGUACAUCAUGGAUGUCUACAACCGGCACAUCUACCCUGGUGACCGCUUUGCCAAGCAGGCCAUCAGGCGGAAGGUGGAGCUGGAGUGGGGUACGGAGGAUGAUGAGUACCUGGAUAAAGUGGAGCGGAACCUGCAGAAGGCCCUCCAAGAGCACCUGCCCGACGUCGUGGUGUACAACGCGGGUACCGACAUCCUCGAGGGUGACCGCCUUGGGGGGCUGUCCAUCAGCCCACAGGGCAUCGUGAAGCGGGACGAACUGGUGUUUCGGGUGGUCCGGGGCCGCCAGGUGCCCAUCCUCAUGGUGACCUCGGGCGGCUACCAGAAGCGCACGGCCCGCAUCAUUGCCGACUCCAUCCUUAAUCUGUACAGCGUCGGGCUCAUCGGGUCUGAGUCCCCCAGCCUCUCGGCACAGAACUCAGACACGCCCCUGCUGCCACCCGAAGUGCCCUGACCGCGCUGCCCUCCUGCUCUUCCGUGGCUCCCCGCCUGCCUCAGCCCUGCCCGCCCCUCAGAGCUUCUCCUUUUCUAACCACGGGGGUGGUGGGGGUGGCUGCCAGGAGGCGCCGAGGGGCAGGGGCCGGUCCCUCACAGGGCUGGCCUUGGGGGCAGAUCCCCACUCCCCCAUUGGGUGUCAGGGGUCUCUGGGCCCCUCAGUGGCUGGGGGCUGAAGGCAGGGCCCGAGUCCCAGCCGACUCACGUGGGGUUGUGGGUCCAACCAGGCCCUGCAGAAAGGUGGGCAGUUUCCCAAGGUCGGAGAAUGGGAGGUGAGGCUUUGGGGGCCCAAGUCACAGGAUCUGCUUCACCCUGUCUUCCUCACCUCAGGGAGGGCACGGGCAGCCAUGGGCAUCCGUGUGGGUGGGCCUGGGGGCCAGGUGCCACAGCUCGGCCUCCCGGGGGUGGUGGGCUCUGGACUCCCAGCCGACAGGCAAGAGCCCUGGUCCUGGACGUGACGGGUGGCCCGGAACGGCAUGCGAGUGGGUUUUCCCAUUUGGUAUUCCCCUUCAGUGAAGCAAGGGCUGGACCUGCUUUCCCAGGGCUCCUCGGUGGUGAUAAGAGCAGGAGAGGGCCCGAGGAGCCCCAAAUCCAUGUUCCAGCCAUGGUUUUGCCUGUUUGGGGAGAGUAACAGGUUUUGGGGGAAGAAUGCUUGGCUCAGUGAGGGGCCUCAGCACUGGAGGCUUGAGGGGGCUGCUGACCCUGGUGGGGAGGGGCAGAGGAAGGUGAAGCCCAGAAGGGGACCCUGGAGAUGGGGACAGGUGGCCAAGCUGAGUCCUGUGGGACCUGAGGCCCCAAGUAUGGUAGCCGGGCUGGCGCUCCUGGAGGUAGUUCAGAGCUCGCCAUCCUGGCCUAUAGGUUAUAUGGGUAAGACCUGGGGCAGGGGCUGGGGGGGGGGGCGGCAGGGGGUGGCGGGGUGGAACAGGGUGUGGCUACAGCCUCCACUGUCCUCACCCAAAGUUCCCAGGUCCUGACUAUGCUUGUGUCUGAGUCCCAAGGGGGCCCUGACCUCGUCCUCAGCUCUAAUCUGAAGGGAACACUCAGGGCCACCCAGGAAGCUGGGUGGGGUGAGCAUCCACGCAUCCACCCCUUCACCUGAGUGUGUUCUUAGCGAUCAUGGGUGGGGGGUGUGAGGAGGGAAAGCGAGCCAGCUGAGGCGUAUCCCUGUCCCCGAGCAACCCCACCAUGGGGCUCAUGUUCACUACCAUCUGGGGGUAAUCUCGCAUCCUCCCAUGUACUCCCUUGGUGCUCCCACUCCUGGGGGACAGGAGGAAGGGUUUCAAAAUCAUGAACUAUCAAAAAGACUGACCUCCUGGACUAGACCUCGAGGCACUAACCACGCACUUGUUCUCCGCCCCCCGCCCCCCACCCCGCCCGGCCUGACUGAAGGUACCUAACAUCCCCUCACGUCCACCUGGGGCCUGCGACAUGUGGGGGCAGGCAGUGGGCUCGCUUCAUCACUGUUGAGCUGCUGUUUGUAGAGAACCAUAAAGGCUCUUCUUGAUUGGA